Molecule: messenger RNA, 693 nt
Organism: Protomyces lactucae-debilis
Lineage: Eukaryota; Fungi; Ascomycota; Taphrinomycetes; Taphrinales; Protomycetaceae
Exons: 1
Coding region: 1-693 (230 amino acids)
Source: RefSeq, a predicted model, not a curated record
AUGUUGUGCACAAUGAUGAUGCGCGUCGUGGCUUUUGCGCACCUCGCACUGUUUGGUCUCGCAGGUGCUAUUUCACAGUCGGAAGCAAAUGUCACCAGCUGUGAGAAGGUCGCAGUCAGAUUGAUCAAGCUCAUCUCAGUCGAACCCUGGCAGCUCGUCGAAUCAUUUGUUACAGCACCAUUUUACAUGAGCUGUGCUUUGCAGUGUAACUAUGAAGUUUGGAAGUACCUUGCUUUUCGAAGAGUAACCAAUCUGUGGCCAAAGUACAAGGAACACUGCUUCAGUUUGGAAGAUGUCUGCUUGACUCGACAGCUCUGGAAGCGCAUUGAUUUCCAAAAUUUUCAAUUCGACUCAUUUUUGUCUCAAGGCUUUCAAUGCCAAUGUCAAAUCGACUUGGUGCUGCAAAGAGUGUACAAAGCAGACACAAUUUAUAUUCCCAAACGCUGGGCAACAUCUUUCCGGAAGAAAUUCCCAUACAGUUGUAAUCUAGAGAAUGUUCGGAAGCGUUUCGAGAUUGAUGCAUGGCAAGCUGUCGAUUUGCCCUCGGGUGGCCUUGUCAACUCUAACGUUUCUUGUGCAGCUCAGCCUGGAGAAUGUUCAUGUGACUGGACCGGAAGUAGUAGCUGCGAUGGACGUCCUCCUAUGCAUUCUGUCACUUCUCUGGAUGAUCAAGCUUUGAACGACUACUUGUAA